GCGGCCGCUGGCCGCUAGCGAGGUGCCAGCUGCCGAGGCUCCAUCUGGAAGAACCGCGGCUGCCGGGGAGGAGGAGAACGCGGAGCUGCGGGGACCCACGGACGCGCUCACCAUCUCCCAGCCCCCGCUGCCUCCUAGAAGCCCGCUGCGCGGCUCAGGUCCCUCCCGCUCCCGAGAGCCCAGAUCCUUGAUGGAAACGGUGCAGGAGCUGAUUCUUCUGGCCAAGGAGAUGAUGGCCCAGACGUCCAAACGGAAACUGGUGAAGCUGUACGUGCUGGGGAGCGUGCUGGCCCUAUUCGGCGUGGUGCUCGGCCUGGUGGAGACCGUGUGCAGCCCUUUCACGGCCGCCAGCCGCCUGCGGGAAGAGGAGGCAGCGGUGGCCGCGCUGCGGGCCUCGCGGGAGCGCCAGACCCUCCGGACACAGGCCCUGCUAGAGAAAGGCAAGCAGCAGGAGGCCAUAGUCUGCAGCAGGGCCCUCUCCAAACGGCUGCAUGCCUCCUAAGAACUGCGGGAGGCCAGCAGAGGGAGGGAGAGAGACAGAGACGAGAAAGAGAGGGAGGGAAAUAGAGAAAAAAGAGAGAGAGUCAGAGACUGACCCAGUUGGGGAGAGCAGGACUCCUGUGCUGUUUGGACUUAACUUCGGAGACUUCUAGAACUGAACGCACACAGAUCCACCAACAGGAGUUUGGGAUUGAGUUUUGCUGCUGUGCAGCACUGCAGGAGAAAGACA
Pteropus alecto (black flying fox) is the source of this 730-nucleotide messenger RNA. It is a transcript of the gene G0S2, whose product is annotated as G0/G1 switch 2. The coding region runs from base 191 to 502 and encodes 103 amino acids. The transcript is spliced from 2 exons. NCBI's taxonomy places the organism in Eukaryota, Metazoa, Chordata, Mammalia, Chiroptera, Pteropodidae. Gene Ontology annotation, biological process: positive regulation of extrinsic apoptotic signaling pathway. Gene Ontology annotation, cellular component: mitochondrion. The record is from RefSeq and is a predicted model, not a curated record.